ACUUUGACGAAUGUAAGGACGACCCUGACAACAGAUGCACCCAGUUCUGUCACAACUACAUUGGAGGGUACCACUGUUCCUGUCGCCAUGGUUACUUCCUGGACACGGAUAAACACACCUGCACAGUGAGUUGCACUGGGGAUCUGUCAGGGCUGAGCCAAGGGGACGUAUCCACUCCGUCCUGGCCCGCUUCAUAUGCAGAGAACGCCAAUUGUCAGUACACGCUGUCUGUGGCGGCCACCCUGCAACUGGAGCUGCACUUCUCUGACGACUUCGAUGUGGAGCAAAGCCCUGAUGGUCAAUGCAUAGACGCACUGAGGAUUGAGACUCCCUCUGGGACUCUGGGCCCAUUCUGUGGCCAAACGCCUCCCCCCUCUCCUUUUCUUACUCACUCACAUCAUGUCGUCAUCCGCUUCACCUCUGAUGGUUACGGCACCAACAAAGGCUUUUCUUUCCACUUCAAGACCACAGAUAAGGUUUGUCCAGCGGUGGUGACCCCACACUCCACUCUAACUCCUCAGCGACCAGAAUAUUCUCAGGGUGAAAAAGUGACAGUAACUUGUGAAUUUGGCUACGUUGUGGACACUCAAGGCGCCCACGCCCUGUUGUCAGAGUAUGUGACAAAAUGUCAGAGUACAGGUGUGUGGACUCCCACUUAUAUCUGUGAACCUGUGGAUUGUGGUGUUCCCGAUAUCCCAGAAGAUGGCAUCCUGCAGUUGGUGGGCUCAGCUGACCCACACACUCAGUAUAAAGACCAGAUCCAGUUUAACUGCAGCUCAAAGUACUACAAUCUGGAGGGAGACG
Plectropomus leopardus (leopard coralgrouper) is the source of this 804-nucleotide messenger RNA. Lineage: Eukaryota; Metazoa; Chordata; Actinopteri; Perciformes; Serranidae. The record is from RefSeq and is a predicted model, not a curated record.